Molecule: messenger RNA, 1012 nt
Organism: Venturia canescens
Lineage: Eukaryota; Metazoa; Arthropoda; Insecta; Hymenoptera; Ichneumonidae
Exons: 2
Coding region: 70-522 (150 amino acids)
Source: RefSeq, a predicted model, not a curated record
CCUGCUCCUGGCCCACAAACUGUCUUCCAAAACCUUCUCUGCGUCGAGGCUCUCGAGUCCUUCGACGAAAUGCACAGCGGCGAGAAGGGGCUUUUCGAGUUUGGGAGCAGCGGCAGCGUUUUUGGAGCGAGCGGCGGCUACGUCGAAGACUGGGCGAAAAGGCACAUGGGAAUCCCGCGAUCCUUUGCCUUUUACGUCGCCGAUCGCAGCGACCGAUAUUUGUCCCCGCCGAAGAUCGAAGACUUUGGGAAAGGGACGUUGAAGCUCAUCCAAGUUCUCGCGACCUCGAGACGAGUCGAGCCCUACGCCGAGAGCAUCGACGAAAUUAUGACGAAUCGUACGAUCGUUCGGGGUCCAUCGAAGCCUCGGGAAACUCGACCCGUUCCUUGGGGCAGGGAAACGAUCGACGAAAGUCUACGCAGCAAAAUACAGAGGGGAGCCGAGCUCGAAAUACCCAUCGAAUUUAUGCAGAGCUCGAGGAAAAGCGGAUUCGACUAUUUCCGUUCUGGCGACACGGAAUGAUCGGAAUUACACUUUUUUUGUCACUUUCAGAAUUUUCGUUUCGGCGGAGUUGAGAAAAAAAAUGUUUUUGGUAAAGAAAAUCGAUUUUUUAUUUCGGCUCAAAAAAUUUGAGUGCUUUUUGAAACAGAGUAACAAACGAACCCGCACAAAUUCAUUGUUGUUGAGCAAUUAAAAAAAGUCUGCAACUUCGUGCCGUUGGAUCAAGACUUCCAAAAGUGACAAAACUUUUUCGGUUUUUUAAGCUUUUUUGUGAAUUACGAAAUAUGUCCGAAAAUACUGGCGCUCGUGAAUUAUAUUUAUUUUUCCUCUUGUUCUGUCUCCGGCUGAGUCUCGUCCUCGGCUCCACGUGUCCAGACCUCGGCGAAUCGCUGCUCGCCGAUAACUCCGAAUUCGCAUCCUUCAAUUCCCAAAUUUACAGUGCCAAGAUCCCUAAACUUGGUUCUACAGGAACGAGCGUUGAUUCCGAAAGUUCGUCUUUCGACGGAGAGUU